AUGCUGUCCCUGUCGCUGAACCAGUGGCCCUGCUACCCACUGUGCUACCCCCACUGUGCUACCCCCACUGUGCUACCACACUGUGCUACCCCACUGUGCUACCCCACCUACUGUGCUACCACCCACUGUGCUACCCCCACUGUGCUACCCCCCAUGUGCUACCCCACUGUGCUACACCACUGUGCUACCCACCACUGUGGCUACCACACUGUGCUACCCCACUGUGCUACCCCCACUGUGCUACCAAACACUGUUCUACCACCACUGUGCUACCCAUACUGUGCUACCCCCACUGUGCUACCCCACUGUUCUACCACCACUGUGCUACCACCCUGUGCUACCCCCACUGUGCUACCAACACUGUGCUACCCCCACUGUGCUACCAACACUGUUCUACCACACUGUGCUACCCCACUGUGCUACCCCCACUGUUAUACCACACUGUGCUACCCCCACUGUGCUACCAACACUGUGCUACCCCACUGUGCUACCCCCACUGUGCUACCAACACUGUGCUACCCCCACUGUGCUACCACCACUGUUCUACCACCACUGUGCUACCCCCUGUGCUACCCCCACUGUUCUACCACCACUGUUCUACCACACAUGUGCUACCAACACUGUUUCUACCACCACUGUGCUACCCCCACUGUUCUACACCCACUGUGCUACCCCCACUGUUCUACCCACACUGUGCUACCCCACUGUGCUACCAACACUGUUCUACAACCACUGAUCUACCACCACUGUGCUACCCACUGUUCUACCACCACUGUGCUACCACCACUGUGA
This is a messenger RNA of Salvelinus sp. IW2-2015, 792 nucleotides long. Its product is annotated as keratin-associated protein 9-4-like. The record is from RefSeq and is a predicted model, not a curated record. Bases 1 to 792 code for a protein of 263 amino acids. NCBI's taxonomy places the organism in Eukaryota, Metazoa, Chordata, Actinopteri, Salmoniformes, Salmonidae. The transcript has a single exon.